Molecule: messenger RNA, 4064 nt
Organism: Mauremys reevesii (Reeves's turtle)
Lineage: Eukaryota; Metazoa; Chordata; Testudines; Geoemydidae
Gene: HNRNPA3
Product: heterogeneous nuclear ribonucleoprotein A3
Exons: 13
Coding region: 291-1472 (393 amino acids)
Molecular function (GO): RNA binding
Source: RefSeq, a predicted model, not a curated record
GCCGAAUUCUGUUACUGAGCGCACGCGCUGUCUCGAGCCCGCCUCCUCUCUUCUCACGUGACCCCUCCUCUCCUCUCCCUCUCGGCUCCAUAUUGAAUUUGAAACUGAAGGAAACGAGCCUGGUCACAAAAUGGAGGUAUCCAGGCCUGAAGCAUGUAAAAGCAACUAGAAGAAAGGGAGAACCUGGCUGCCUCCAUUAGUAACUUCUACUGCAUAAGAGGCAGAGAGGAAACUCCAGACGGUAGCAUAACAGGUUAAAAGGAGCAACUGAGUUAGUGCAUCCUUCGAAAAUGUCUGGGAUCAAAGAGGAGAGAGAUAUUGAAGACUACAAGAGGAAAGGAAGAAGAUCUUCACAGGGCCAUGACCCAAAGGAGCCAGAACAGUUGAGAAAAUUGUUCAUUGGAGGCCUGAGCUUUGAAACAACAGAUGAUAGCUUAAGAGAACAUUUUGAAAAAUGGGGCACACUCACGGACUGUGUGGUGAUGAGAGACCCACAAACAAAACGUUCCAGAGGCUUUGGCUUUGUGACUUACUCUUGUGUGGAAGAGGUAGAUGCUGCAAUGAGUGCUCGACCACAUAAGGUUGAUGGGCGUGUGGUCGAGCCCAAGAGAGCAGUUUCUAGAGAAGAUUCUGUAAAGCCUGGAGCACACUUAACAGUAAAGAAAAUAUUUGUUGGUGGAAUUAAAGAAGAUACAGAAGAGUAUAAUUUAAGAGACUACUUUGAAAAAUAUGGCAAGAUUGAAACCAUAGAAGUAAUGGAAGACAGGCAGAGUGGAAAGAAAAGAGGAUUUGCUUUUGUAACUUUUGAUGAUCAUGAUACAGUUGAUAAAAUUGUUGUUCAGAAAUAUCAUACUAUAAAUGGACAUAAUUGUGAAGUGAAAAAAGCACUUUCCAAGCAAGAGAUGCAGACUGCUAGCUCACAGAGAGGUCGCGGGGGUGGCUCAGGCAACUUCAUGGGUCGUGGAAGUUUUGGAGGAGGAGGAGGUGGUGGUGGUGGUGGAAAUUUCAGCCGAGGAGGAAACUUUGGUGGCAGAGGAGGCUAUGGUGGCGGCGGCAGCGGUGGUGGUGGUGGGAGAAGUGGAAGUUUUGGGAGUGGUGAUGGAUAUAAUGGAUUUGGCGAUGGUGGGAACUAUGGAGGUGGCCCUGGUUACAGUAGUAGAGGGGGUUAUGGUGGUGGUGGUGGUGGAGGACCAGGAUACGGAAACCCAGGUGGUGGAUAUGGUGGCGGUGGUGGUGGAGGAGGAGGAGGAGGUGGAUACGAUGGUUACAACGAAGGAGGAAAUUUUGGUGGCGGUAACUAUGGUGGCAGUGGAAACUAUAACGAUUUUGGCAAUUAUAGUGGACAACAGCAGUCAAACUAUGGACCCAUGAAAGGAGGUGGCAGUUUUGGUGGCAGAAGCUCAGGCAGUCCCUAUGGUGGUGGUUAUGGAUCUGGAGGUGGCAGUGGUGGCUAUGGUGGCAGAAGAUUCUAAACUGAACCAGAAAAAGGGCUACAGUUCUUAGCAGGAGAGAGAGAGCGAGGAGUUGUCAGGAAAGCUGCAGGUUACUUUGAGACAGUCGUCCCAAAUGCAUUAGAGGAACUGUAAAAUCUGCCACAGAAGGAACGAUGAUCCAUAGUCAGAAAAGUUACUGCAGCUUAAACAGAAAACCCUUCUUGUUCAGGACUGCCAUAGCCACAGUUUGCAAAAAGUGCAGCUAUUGAUUAAUGCAAUGUAGUGUCAAUUAGAUGUACAUUCCUGAGGUCUUCUAUCUGUUGUAGCUUUGUCUUUUUUUUUUUUUCCUCUCAUUACAUCAGGUAUAUUGCCCUGUAAAUCGUGGUAGUGGUACCAGGAAUAAAAAACAAUUAAGGAAUUUUUAACUUUUCAAUAUUUGUGUAGUUCAGUUUUUCCACAUUUAGUUCAGACUUUAACAAAAAUAAAGAAAUGUAGUUUAGGGUGUUUCUUGUUAAUGGAGAAGAUUGAUGCAUUUCUCAAUUACCAUUUUGUGUUAACUUUAACUGUAGAAACACCUGCUGAUUUGUAGUCUUAAGGGGUCUAGUCUCAAUGCAUAUAUGUAACUCCCAUUGACAUGAGUUAUAUAUAUACAAAUAGAACAUAUGUUGCAUUAUAGUUUUGUUUAGAUGUAUUAUUAGGAUUGAGUUAUUUAAACUAGUGUUUGUGAAUGAUAGAAUUAAGCUUACUUUCAAAUGAAAAUUUCAAAUUACUUUUUGGUUUGUGCAUAUUUUUUAAUUUGUAGUUCUGUAUUACUUAGUGCUGGCUCUGCAAGAAAAUAAGGCAUGAUAAAUAUUUUAACAAGACUCUCUUUAGCUACAUUAAAACUGCCUCCAGUCUCAUUGAGAUAUGUAGGGGAUACCUGCAGUCUCUUGUUCAAGUUCUGGGUGAAGAGGAGAUGGACUUGCGUUUACCUUUUUCAAAUUCUUGUAAAGCUCAAAAGGGUGAAACUCAAGUGCCUAUUACCUUAGGGUAUGAAGUUAGAUAUUUUUUGGAUGAAAUUGUGCUUUGAAGAGAGCAGCCAUGAUGUCUUUCUCUUGAAUUAACUAUUUCAUUUGAACGUGCUGUUGUAGUGAGAGAAUAGGUAUAUGUUGUAAAACAAUUUAAUGGCUAUAUGCUUCCUUGUACACACCCUAGGCAUUUUUUCUGGACACAUCCUUCUGACUUGGAACAAAGAGUAGCACAGGUAUAAUCCCUGACAGUCUCAGGUAAUUCAUUAAAAAGCCUCAUGAUGAUGGGCAAACUGUCAUAGUUCAAGUAUUUUACUUCUGAAGAUAUGGGUUCAAGUAAGGGAUUUAGAGUUAUUUAAAAAUAAACUUGGUCAUAUUUUAGUGGCAGGAAAUCUUUUUAGUUCCAUUGUUUGGGUUAGAUUUGAUACCAGUGUCAGUUUGCUUAAGAGACGCCCAUAAUCAAUUCAGAUAUGAUACACUGGAUGGUGGUGGUGUAUCAAAGUGGAAUACAAGCAGAAUAACUGGGUAGGUGACAGUAAUGCUGAAAAGGAUCUGGGGGUUAUAGUGGAUCACAAAUGAGUCAACAAUGAUGCAUUUGCAAAAAGGGCUAAUACUCUGGGGUGUAUUAACAGGAGUGUCUCCAUGUAGGACAUUGUGGGUGGGGGAGAUGGUGUUAAUUGUCCCUCUUUGCUUGGCACUGGUAAGCUUCAGCUAGAUCAUUUUUCUAGUUCUGGGUGCCACACUUAAAGAUGUGAAUAAAUUGGAGAGUUAAGAGGAGAGCAACAAAUAAAAGGCUUAGAAAACCUGACAUGAGGAAAGGCUAAAAAAACUGGGCAUGUUUAGUCUUGGGAAAAGAACAUGGAGGGGGGGACCUAAUAAGUCUUCAGCAAUGUUAAGGGUUUUUACAAAAAGGAUGGUAAUCAAUUGUUCUCAAUAUGUACUGAAGGUAGGACAAGCAGUAAUGGGUUUAAUCUGCAGCAAGAGAGAUUUAGGUUGGAUAUUAGGAAAUCCUGUUUAACAAUAACAAUAGUUGAGUUCUGGAAUAGGUUUCCAAAAGAGGCUCUGGAAAAUCCUUUUAAGAAAGAGGUUGGACCAAAAAACCUAUCAAGGUUUACUUGGUCCUACCUCAGCACAGAGGGAUGAAAUUGAUGACCCCUUUCCUCAACUUGAUUUGACUUUUCUCUCAACUCUUGCCAGAGCAGUGCUUUCUGUCAUACAGGCCCAGAAGAGUAGGGAUACAGUCAGUAGAAGAAAAACCCCAGACAUUUGACAGUAUGUGAUGCUCAAAUUGUUCUCACCUGUUUCACCUCUGAGUCAAUGUGCAGUAUAAGGUAAAUGCAAUUCCAGCACAGGAAUCCAUCUUCAAAGAUGUUAUGAAAUGGCUUAAGUUACGAACAGUCAAACUACAAUAAGUUACUAUUUAAGAGGCUGUAGAAGAAAUAAAAAUCAAUAAAAUCAUUUAGCCAUGUUGCCAAACAUUGUUAUGGGAGUGUGUUCAAAUUUCAGAAUACUAAAGAAACAAGGAACACUGUCAAGGUUGGUAGGCACCAAACUGGAUUUUUUUCUCAUCUGCUCAGGUUUUUCCUGUGGGAAUGUUCUAAAAUGAUUUUUUAUCUCUAGUUUU